AGUAACCCAAAUACUGCCACAAACACAUCAGAGUUUAGGACCCAGAGCCUUGUUUUAGGCUUACGGGGUGUGACAGCUGACUCAAAAUCAAUGAAGUGUGAUUUACAGAGCGUCAUAAUGAGGCAAGAUAAGGCUCUGAAAUGUGCUGUCUUGCCUUGCAGACUCAAUUGUCCGCCUUGAUUUCUAGCCAGAUUGUUCUAGUCCCCUACUAAAAUGAGCCGGAUUUGCUUAUGAAAAGGAAAGAUCAGAUUUAAAGGAAAAGCCACGGUGGUGCCCAUGCUUUGCCUAACGCUCUUUGUGCUGUGUCUGACCCAUUCAGAUGUAGCUGCCUUCAGUUCAGGUGCUGAGAAUGAGGAUGCGCUCCUCAAGCACUUAUUUCAAGGCUAUCAGAAAUGGGUCCGUCCCGUGGGGAGCUCCAAUGACACCAUCAAAGUCCUUUUUGGAUUAAAGAUAUCACAGCUUGUGGAUGUGGAUGAGAAGAAUCAGCUGAUGACAACCAAUGUGUGGCUGAAGCAGGAAUGGAUCGACCACAAGCUCUCCUGGAAUCCAGAGGAAUAUGGAGGGAUCACCUCCAUUCGCGUCCCUUCUGAGUCCCUGUGGCUUCCUGACAUUGUUUUGUUUGAAAAUGCUGAUGGACGUUUUGAAGGAUCCCUGAUGACCAAAGCCAUAGUGAAGUACAAUGGAUUGGUGAUCUGGACACCACCAGCCAGUUACAAGAGCUCCUGCACAAUGGAUGUGACCUUCUUCCCCUUCGACAGGCAGAACUGCUCUAUGAAGUUUGGGUCGUGGACAUAUGAUGGCAGCAUGGUGGACUUGAUUUUAGUGGAUGAAAAUGUAGACAGGAAAGACUUCUUUGAUAAUGGGGAGUGGGAGAUCUUAAAUGCCAAAGGUAUGAAAGGCAACAGGAAGGAUGGGCUGUACUCUUAUCCAUUUGUCACUUACUCCUUUGUGCUGAGACGCCUUCCACUGUUUUACACUCUUUUUUUAAUAAUCCCUUGCCUGGGAUUGUCUUUUCUAACUGUCCUGGUGUUUUACCUGCCUUCAGAUGAAGGAGAAAAGCUUUCAUUAUCUACAUCAGUUCUUGUCUCCCUCACUGUUUUCCUUUUAGUGAUUGAGGAAAUAAUCCCUUCUUCUUCCAAAGUCAUCCCUCUGAUCGGUGAGUACCUGCUGUUCAUCAUGAUUUUUGUGACCCUAUCCAUCAUUGUGACUGUGUUUGUUAUCAAUGUCCACCACCGGUCCUCAGCAACUUACCAUCCCAUGGCUCCCUGGGUUAAAAGACUCUUCCUCCAGAAGCUGCCCCGGCUGCUCUGCAUGAAGGACCAUUUAGAUCGUUAUUCCUUCUCAGAGACUGAAGAAAGAGAAACCACCUUGAAAUCAAAGCUCCCGGGGAAGCAGAAACACAAGCAAGCAAAAGACGGAGAGAAAAUUGUUAUUGCCUUUCUGGAAAAGGCAGCUGACUCCAUCCGAUACAUUUCCAGGCACGUUAAAAAGGAGCAUUUCAUCAGACAGGUUGUCCAAGACUGGAAAUUCGUAGCUCAAGUCCUGGAUCAGAUUUUCCUGUGGUUAUUUCUGGUAGUGUCAGUGACGGGUUCAGUUCUUAUCUUUACCCCUGCGUUACAGAUGUGGCUGAACCGCACUUUGUAGAAAAUGCUCACACAGCAGCGUAUAACAAGCACAAUACCAAGGGAUGGUGGGGCCUUUUGAGCUUGGUCUCUAUUGUACAGGAUGGGAAGCAACAGCAAGAACAAGGGAAGGUGAUGGUAACAGUGGGCAUUAACUAGUGCUUUCUAUUUUCAUACAACCCUACCAGUUACAGAUUUGGCUGAGACCAGAGAAAGGCUUGGUGCACAGCUGAGUCCUAAAGUGAACUGGGAUGCACAGUUGGGUUAUAAGUAUUUUACUAAUAGUUUGGUUUAUUACAAUAAAAGCAAAUAUUAUUAGUAAAAAUUGCAAAUAGUACUUCUGGCACAAUUAUACUUAAAAGGCAGAUCUGCCAGUUAAAAUGCUACUUUAUAAAAGAAGUUAGAGUAGGAACACAAAUCAGUACUCAGUUUAUCUACUUUUCCAAGUGCAAAACACAACAUCCGUACAGCUCGCUUUGUGCAUGUGUCAGAACUGGCAAUUACACAGCAUGUGGAUCGGAAAAAGUGCAAACACCUUUUAGAUGGAAUGUUCAAAAUCUUGGCUUUGUGGCCUCACCCUGCUGCAGGAUCAACUCAACAGUGGCAGAACUUAACCACUCUGCGUACUUGCUACCAGCCUUUAUGGCAUGCACACUUCAUCUCUCCUCUUGGCCAUCAGGAAGCUACAAGGUGUUGCCCUCUUUUCAGAGAUACAAUUUUGCCUGCUGCUCUAUAAUAUACCAAAAGGCUGAACAAGUAAGGAUUUUCCCCAUGCUCUGCAUUUAGGAACUGUGAUUGCUGCACCUGCUUGUUCACAGGACAAGUGGAAGAUCACCUGAAGCACGUCACAUGUAGAAAGGUCGCUGCACUACUUUAUAAGGCAAUAGUGAACUUCCUAAACAGUUCAGUUGCAGAGAAGUUGCAGACAACGUUUUCAGCAAACGAAACUUGUGGUUGGUGCAGAAGUAGAGCUUCUCCUGAGAGCUGUGGGGUGGGCUGGCUACCAGGACAAUACGUUUUUGGGGUUUAGCUUGUUUGUGUUUCCAGGCAACCCAGAGUUUCCUGUGAAUCAUUUAAAUGGGAUCCCUCUGCAUGAUUAGAAACAGUUCUUUAAAGUGUAAGUGAGACCUGACAGAAAAUGCACAGGUUUCUCUCACCACUUCUGCUGUGGCAGUGUUCAGGCCAACAUGGAGUGCUUUAGAAAAUCCCAUUCAGAACUUGCAAAAGUUUUCAAGGCUAGCAAGGGAUAUGGAGAUCAAAUUUUCAACAAUCUAAAUGUGAAUCUGGUGUUAAAGUUUUAGGUAGCCUUGAAACUUUCCUAGGGGUGGAGGUUAGAAGGUAUUAAAAAUACACACAGGUAUUCUGGUGCAUGGAUUACGUGUUGCCACCAGACCUCUGUGAGUUAAUACAAUCCCAUCUUGUCAUGUCACUACAGAAAGUUCUGUUCACUU
Messenger RNA from Pezoporus occidentalis (night parrot), 3073 nucleotides. RefSeq names its product cholinergic receptor nicotinic beta 3 subunit (gene CHRNB3). Gene Ontology annotation, cellular component: plasma membrane; synapse; neuron projection. Gene Ontology annotation, molecular function: acetylcholine-gated monoatomic cation-selective channel activity; acetylcholine receptor activity. The coding region runs from base 277 to 1644 and encodes 455 amino acids. The transcript is spliced from 6 exons. NCBI's taxonomy places the organism in Eukaryota, Metazoa, Chordata, Aves, Psittaciformes, Psittacidae. The record is from RefSeq and is a predicted model, not a curated record. Gene Ontology annotation, biological process: monoatomic ion transmembrane transport; synaptic transmission, cholinergic; signal transduction.